AUGCUUUCUUUAUUCGCUGCAAACUUUCUACGAAUGGGUCAAAAAUGGCCCAAAGGUGGGGGGGAGGGGGGAAAAGAAAACAUUUGGUGUACUACAGGUAAUGGAACAUUUUUACUUGAUAAGAUAAAGCAGCACAAGGACAAUGACGUUCAUCAACAAGCUGAAGAAAUCGAAUUGAAAAUAUCAUCUCGAACACAACCAUCUUGGACGGAAACACAAGCAAAACAAAUUUCAAAACAGGAACAAGCAGUUCAAAACCUGAUGCUCGCCUCAAUUUAUAUUUGUCGUCAAUAUCAAUCCUUGAAUAGUUUGGAAGAAUUGUGUAUUUUACUUGAAAAACUUGGUGUUCAAUUAUUACCUUCGGUAAUAUCUGGUGUGAAUUAUCGGAACAACGAUGCUGCUUUUUCCUUUCUUCAACAUGUUGCAUUUUAUUUGCACAAAGAAUUGGUCGAGAAAGUAAAAGCUAGUACUGUAAUAGCAUGGAUGAUGGAUGAGUCAACGUCGAGAACAGUGGAAAAAAGUUGUAUUGUUUAUGUUCGGUAUCUUGAAAAUAAUCAGCCAAAAACAUCGUUUUAUUCUUUACUUGAUAUGGAAGGUGAUGGAACUGCUGAGAACAUAGUCAAAACAAUCAGCAGUCUCUGGCAAACAGAUGAUUUGGAUCCAGCUAACACAUGCUGGUUUGCAAGUGACAAUGCAUCGACAUUCACAGAUACUGGUAAAUCAGUUAUCGUUGAAAUUGUUUCGAAUUUAGAAACAACAAUUGGAAAGAUUUAUAAUUACUUUGGAAGAAGUUCAAAUCGUCAACAAAAGUUAAAAGAUUGGCAAAAUUUCUUAGAUAUGCCGGAAUUAAAAUUCAAGCGAAUUUACGAUAUCCGUUGUUCUUCUAUACAAGGGUGUAUCAAACCUAUUAUUCAAAAUGUGCAGCCAAAUAAUCAGGCACUUCUAGCAACCCUCGAACAGAACGCAUGUGGUCCAAUUUGUUCACAGGCAGAUCGUGAUGCAACAAAGGAAUUAUUUCAAUGUGUAUUAGAUGAUGAAUUUCUAUUCCUGCUUCAUUUCCAUCACGACCUUCACGAGUGUGCUCUUGGGCCAAUUACAAAACUAAUGCAAUUCGACAAGGUAUCGUACUACUGUCUUAUGAAAGAAAUAGAUGAAAAAAAAUGUUUAAUAUCACAAUGGAUAUCUCAAUCAACACCAACAUGGGGACCAACAUUAGCUGAUUAUAUAAAAACAACAAGAAAUGGAACGUAUGGAGCUUUCAAAAUCAACCUAUGCAACCGACAAAAAUUAACCCAAGAAUGCUUAGCACACAUUCAACGUUUGCUCGAAGAACUCGACAAACGAUUUGCUCCAUCACCAAUAUUAGAGUGUAUGACUCUUUUGUUUGAUCCACGAUACCUGAUCGAACACAAGAAAGAUAUUGAUUGUCCAACUUAUGGUCGACAAGAAUUGGAUUUUAUUCGAAAUAAAUAUAAAGAUCUUCUUGGAUUUGAUUUCUAUGCUGUUCAAAAUGAAUGGGAAUUAUUGAAACGAUCAUUAAGUCAUUUUUUGGGCAGGUCCUCAGCUACUGAUCUACAAGAAACAUUUUGGCAACAAUUUUUAUUGUUACAGCAAUCAAUAAACAGCCAAUUUCUCUCGGAAAACAAGAAUAUACUUUUUUUAUUGAAUAUUUAUUUAAUAUCACCAACAAACAGUGCCGAGUGUGAGAGAGGAUUUUCGGUAGCCAAUCGAAUUCAAACGACUGGUCGUUCACGUAUAAUGAUUUCCACUUUGAACGUACUUAUGAAUAUUUGUUUGUUAUUACCGGACGAUCUGCGAAGUGCAAGAUGCCAACAGGUGAUGGAAAAAGGUUUUGAGUCUUGGAAUGAUAAUAAAAGUAAUCGCCGUUUUCGUCAAAUGAAGUUAGUGCUUGAUAUACCAUCCGAUUACGAACCAAAAAAGUUGACUCGACCGAAUUGUUCCAAAAGAAAACGGUUAUCAAUAUCAUCCCAGUCGAUUAACAAGAAACCAAAAAAUCCUAAAUCAAAAGCCAUACGAUGCGCAAAUGGUUGUAAAACAGAAAUUGCAGCAAAUGAUCCAACACAAUAUAAUGCAAUCCAAUGCUGCCACCAAAGAGAUGAAUUCGAUUGGGUUGAUGCAUUUGAAAAUUGUUCCAGAUGGUUGUGUAACAGAUGCAGGAUCAAGCUUGGUAUAUCAACAGAUUCUAUGUGGUUCUGCACUGAUCACGACGAUAUGCACAGUGAAGAAGAAUGUGAAGAUGAAGAUGUUAGCAAUUAA
Molecule: messenger RNA, 2277 nt
Organism: Rotaria sp. Silwood2
Lineage: Eukaryota; Metazoa; Rotifera; Eurotatoria; Philodinida; Philodinidae
Source: the annotation of a GenBank genome assembly